Molecule: messenger RNA, 2688 nt
Organism: Pongo pygmaeus (Bornean orangutan)
Lineage: Eukaryota; Metazoa; Chordata; Mammalia; Primates; Hominidae
Product: cytochrome P450 1A1-like
Biological process (GO): hormone biosynthetic process; progesterone metabolic process
Molecular function (GO): iron ion binding; steroid 17-alpha-monooxygenase activity; heme binding
Source: RefSeq, a predicted model, not a curated record
AUGGCCGAAUAGGAACAGCUCCGGUCUACAGCUCCCAGCGUGAGCGCCGCAGAAGACGGGUGAUUUCUGCAUUUCCAUCUGAGAUAAUGAUGGCUAGAACUGCAGCAGCCAUAUGGCAACCAAAAGGAAAGGCCUAAAGAAUGGCAGAGAUACCACCCCAAGUGUCAUGAAGGUGUUAUAUUCCUGAAUAUGAUUCUCGACCUGGCAGUCACUCCUGGAGAGGUGACCACUUCUCUCAUCAUUUUGGUGAUGGUUUUUGUUUUUGUAAGAGCUCUCAGGAGCAAGGGCAGAAAGCAGGUGUCUCCUCCUGGCCCUUGGUCCUUCCCCAUCGUAGGGAAUCUUCUCCAGCUUGGAGAUCAUCCUUACCUUACGUUAAUGGAGAUGAGGAAGAAAUGUGGAGAUGUCUUUCUCCUCAAACUUGGCAUGGAACCUGUCUUGGUGGUAAAUGGAAUGGAAAUGGUGAAACAAGUACUACAUAAGGAUGGGGAGCAUUUUCCAGGCAGACCUAACAUGCACACAUUUCCUUUCCUGGCAGAAGGAAAGAGUCUUUCGUUUUCAGUGAAUUAUGGAGAGAGUUGGAAACUUCAUAAAAAAAAUGCCUCUAAAGCCUUACGAACUUUUUCUAAUGCAGAAGCAAAAUCCUCCACUUGCUCUUGCUUACUUGAGGAGCAUGUCACUGAAGAAGUUUCUGAACUGGUGACAGUCUUUGUAGAGUUGACUUCCAAGAAUGGCAGCUUUGACCCCAGAAAUGCGAUCACCUGUGCGGUGGCCAAUGUUGUCUGUGCCCUUUGCUUUGGCAAGAGAUAUGACCGUGAUGAGGAAUUUCUUAGGAUAGUUAAAACAAAUGACGACUUACUCAAGGUCUCCAGUGCAGCUAACCCUGCCGAUUUCAUACCAUGUCUCCGCUACCUUCCACUGCAGAUUAUAAAUGCUCCUCGGGAGUUUUACCGCCUGAAUGGGUUUAUUGCACGACACAUACAAGAUCAUCUUGCUACAUAUGAUAAGGAUCAUAUCCGAGACAUUACUGAUGCUCUGAUUAAUGUUUGCCACAACAAAUAUGCUGUUACCAAAACAGACACCUUGAAUGACAGUGAAAUCAUAAGCACCGUGAGCGACCUCUUUGGAGCUGGGUUUGAAACAGUAUCAAUAUGUCUAUAUUGGAGCUUUCUUUAUUUGAUACACUAUCCAGAAAUUCAAGCCGAAAUUCAAGCCAAAAUUCAAGAAGAAAUUGAUGGAAACAUUGGGCUGAGACCACCCAGAUUUGAAGACAGGAAAAUUUUACCAUACACAGAAGCUUUCAUAAGUGAAGUAUUCAGACAUGCCUCUUUUCUUCCAUUGACUAUUCCACAUUGUACUACAGCAGACACCACUCUGAAUGGCUAUUUCAUUCCCAGGAAAACUUGCACCUUUAUCAACAUGUAUCAAGUAAAUCAUGAUGAAACUAUUUGGGAUAAUCCUAGCUUAUUUAGACCUGACAGAUUUCUAAACGAAAACAGAGAACUGAAUAAAAGUCUGGUCGAGAAAGUUUUGAUAUUUGGAAUGGGUAUCCGGAAGUGUCUGGGAGAAGAUGUUGCACGCAAUGAGAUAUUCAUUUUCAUCACUACUGUUCUGCAGCAGCUCAAGCUGAAAAAAUGCCCCAGAGCCAAGCUAGACCUGACUCCUACAUACGGAUUAGUCAUGAGGCCGAAACCAUACCACCUCCAAGCAGAACUGCACCCCUCAGGUAGUUCAUCUGCUUAGAUUCUCAGACUGAGUGGAGGGUUUCUUAUUCAAUUCAGAAAAAUAGAUGAUUUGAGUUUAUUUAACUAGCAAUGUGUAGUUUAUUCCCCUGAGCUAUGCUAUGAAUUCAACUCUGUGACAUAUCAAGUAUGUGGUAUAGCUUUAGUUCCAAUAUGAGACUUACUGUCGUGUGAGGAUAUUUUAAGAUAACAAUAAAGUGUGAUGUAAAUCAGGGGGUUUAAAUCCAGAUCUCACACAGUGGUGUCCCGGGUGUCAUGUGGGUAUGAGUGGAAGGGCAAAGUGAGUGGCAGAUUGACCAGGCAGGCAAGGGGACUCUGUCUACUUUCCCUUCAUGCUAGCUUCAAAUAAACAGGCAUACUCAUCUUUGCUUUAAAUAUGGGGUUCAGAAUAAGAACAAGGUUCUGAUCUUAAAUAUUUUCAGUGAUCUAGGGCAUAGGUGCUCAGGAGGGCCAGAGAAGGGAGCUAGAGUAGCCUAGCAGAGAGCAUUGCAUGGUCACAGUAGAUGAGCUGGGCUAGAGUUAGAGAAGUAGAGAAAAGGAGACGACAGGGAUUGCCUCAAGCCCAUUUUUGUAUCAGAUUAUGUAUUUUUGUGUGUUAAAUUUUUAAUUGUAAGGCAAAUUGGUGUUUUCACAAUGUUACCAACUUCUUUUGGUACAUACUAUAUAUAUAUAUAAUUAAUAGCUUACCAGGACUGCUAUAAUAACAGAAUACCAGAGGCUAGGUAGCAUAAACAACAGAAAUUUACUUUCUCACAGUUCUCGAGGCAGAAAGUGCAAGAUCAAGGUGCCAGCUGACUUGGUUUCUCCUGAGGCCUCCCUCCUUGGCUUGCAGAUGGCUGCGUUCUCACUGUGUCCUCACAGGGCCUUUUCUCUGUGUGCACACGUCCCUGGGGUCUCUCCCUCUUUUUAUAAGAACAAUAGUCAUAAUGUAUUAAGGCCCCACCCUAAG